AUGACCAAGGCCCAGGCACCGUUAUCAUUUGAGGACGUGGCCGUGAGCUUCUCCCGGGAGGAGUGGCGGCUCCUGGUCCCUGCCCAGAAGGACCUGUACCGGGACGUGAUGCUGGAGAACUACAGGAACCUGGUGUCAGUGGGAUACCAAGCCAGCGAACCAGAUUCACUCUUCCGGUUGGAGCAUGGAGGACCACUGUGGGUAGUAGAGGGAGCAGCUCCGAGGCCACCCUGUCCAGGCGAGUACGUUGCCAGCCACCAGGACAGCUGCCCUUUGACGUCCUACUCCCCAUAUGCGAAACCAGAGUCCUCCUUUCUCCCAGAUGACGUCUUCGCCAUCAUAGAGCGUUUAAAAUCACAUUUAGGUUUUGUUCUCCAGAAUAGAAGAUAUGCAGGAGAAGAUCCUGAUGAGUUUAGUGGAUAUGGGAAAUCCUCUGUCUACAUCCAACAGGAUACAACUCUUACUGGAAUUAAAUGCACUAAAUCACAGCUCGGUGAACAUCAAAAAACUUACGCAGAGGAGAAACCACAUGAAUGCAGUGAGUGCGGUAAGGUCUUCUCUAGGAAGGCACAGCUCAUUAGACAUCAGAGAACUGAAAGGGGAGAAAAGCCCCAUGGAUGCAGUGAAUGUGGGAAGACAUUCAUGAGGAAGAUUCAGCUCACUGAACACCAGAGAAUUCAUACUGGAGAGAAGCCCCAUGAAUGUAAUGAAUGUGGAAAAGCAUUCUCUAGGAAGUCACAGCUUAUGGUACAUCAGAGAACUCACACAGGAGAGAAACCCUAUGGAUGCAGUGAAUGUGGAAAAGCCUUCAGCAGGAAGUGCCGGCUCAAUAGACACCAGCGAUCUCACACUGGAGAGAAACUCUAUGGAUGCAGCGUGUGUGGGAAGGCCUUUUCCCAGAAGGCAUACCUCAUUGCACAUCAGAGACUUCACACAGGAGAGAAGCCUUACGAGUGCAGUGAAUGUGGAAGAACUUUCUUUUUUAAGUCAGACCUGACCAAGCAUCAGAGAAUUCAUACAGGAGAGAAACCUUAUGAAUGCAGUGAGUGCGAAAAAGCCUUCAGGAGCAAGUCAAAGCUCAUUCAGCAUCAGCGAACUCAUACUGGAGAGAGGCCGUAUGCAUGCAGUGAAUGUGGCAAAGCCUUUGCCCACAUGUCAGUCCUCAUGAAACAUAAGAAAACUCAUGCAAGAGAGAAAACUAUAAAUUCACUGAAAGUGGAGAAACCUUCCUCAGGGAGUCAUAGCUCUUUAUACGUGAGUAAACUUGCCCAGGAGCAAAACCAGAUGAACACGGUGCCUGUGGAAAUACCUUCUUCGGGAACUCAGCCCUUGUUAAACCUCAGUGAGCUCCUUGGGGGUAGAAAUGUAGUGUUUGUGGAACAGCCUUUUCUAAGAAGUCAGGCCUCAGUAAGUAAUCUGGAAUUUGCACAGGGAAUAUGUCUUGCAAAUGCAGUGAAUGUGACCACACCUUCUGUAAUAAAUUAUGUUUUAUAUUACAUUUCAGAGAAUUCAUACUACAGUAAAUUCCUACCUAGCCAUUAA
Messenger RNA from Puma concolor (puma), 1542 nucleotides. The record is from RefSeq and is a predicted model, not a curated record. NCBI's taxonomy places the organism in Eukaryota, Metazoa, Chordata, Mammalia, Carnivora, Felidae.